AUGGCGGACAAUGAGAGUGACAAGAUUUCAUUUGCGUUGCCAAUUGAAAAGCUUCCAUUCGAAAGUGAUACCCCUAAAAGUAGUUUUAUCUGUGACGAGAAUUGUUCUCCAAAUCCAGGAGAAGUUUUUACGAUGAGAAAUCACUCAAAGGUUGCUUCUGUGCUGUUUUCUCCGCCGCGAACUUCGCGCGUGGGUGAAGGAAAAUUAAAACCCAAGUCUUUCUCGACGAGUUUGUAUUCGUCGCCAACAAGGAAAACGAAACUGAGCGGAGUCGAAAAAGAGAAGAGAAAAACUCUUCAAGUUCUCCAACCAGCUGCAAGCGGCAAUGGCACGCUCGUUGGGAGCCGUGGCGUCGUUAGGCAUAGUGAAAUGAAAUCUAAGAAGGGUAAAUCAUCACCAACUUUAAAACUCAAACAGCAGAAGAUUAAGAUUCUUCACAAAUCAGGCAACGGUUCUUCUUCAACACUUGCCGAUUCCUCGGAUUCUGACACUGCUGUCAGCUCAGCCAGAGAGAAUACAAAAUCGCCUCAUGGGGAACCGUUUGACGAAGCAAUAGCAUUGAUGAUUUCAGAUCCACCACCAGAGAGAUAUUGGGAGCUUUUGGCAGAGGAGAGGAGACUGGCUCUACAAGAGGCAUUGGAGGAGAAUGAAAGGAUUCAUAAGGAGUUAGAAGAACUCAGAGAAAGAAACAAAAGCCUUGAAGAAAUUGCUGGUCAAGCUGAGUAUUUUGCUUCUCUAUACCAGAUGGUGAUGGAGGGAGAAGUUCCAGAUAUAGAAUCCAGUGAUAAUGAUGAAGAGGUGGAUUAAUACCUUUUAACUCUUACUUCAGUAAAUUAUUUCUGACCCAGUACCACAAUUUGAGUUUUUUGUUUGUUUUUUUUUUUAAGUGGUUGAUGUAUUUCAAAAAUAAUUUUUCUACAAUGUACAUUUUCCUCAAGUAUUUAUGUAUCCAUGCACAUAUUGUUUCACCAUGCAUCUUGAGAAACCUAUUGCACCUCAAGAUUAAGAUGUACCUGUAUUUGUUACGAUUAAGAAAAAUUGCAGAAUGAUUGUAAAUUCCUUUUCUUGUUGGAAUCCACAAGAUGGCAAUUUUUUCCCUGAAAUUGGGGGAUCUCAUUCCAAUCUAUGUACAUAAAAAUUAUUUGUUAAUCUUCAGAGAUAUAAUUCUUAAUAAGUUGCCUUGCCUUCAUUAGUUCUUGUCUUUCUUAAAUACAGGCCCUGCAGAUGAGUGUAAUUUUAAAAAAGUUAGUAAAAGCUUUUCAUUUCAACACGGUUCUCAGUUAUCAGAAUGUGAAUAAUUAGUCUGGCAGUGUUGAACUUAUCUUAUGAACAAAUCAGGCCACUUUCUAGGUAAUGGAUAAGAAUGCAUCAUUUACCCUGUAGCUCUUUCCACGACUUUUAAUUAUUUAUCAUCCAACCAUAUAAAUAGUUCUUAGAAAGGUAGUGCCGUUGUCCUGAAAAUUGAUGGCUUACCAAAACAUACUGUUCCUCUUCUCUUAUUUUAAACAAAGCAGCUGCAGUGUUUUUAUGCUCAAACAAAAUCUGGUCAAGUUAAUCCUUGUAGAGAAUUCUUCACAUAAUUAUCCUAUUUUCUCACAAUAAAUGCUCUCCACUUUUUUAAAAAUGAUGUAUUGUGUUCAGGCAUGUAUCUCUCUUGCUCAUAUUUUCUUUUAAAUGGAGUUGUGGUGCAAAAACUAUUAAAUGUCUCUAUAAAGGAUCCUGCAUAACUUUUAUCUUGGCUCUUGUACUUUAUUUGUCUUUUUUCCCAAGAAUGAAAAGGACUUUCUUAGCACACUGGAAAAAAGCCUGUGUAUUAUUCUGGAUAAACUUCUCUGUGUGUUUGCCUCUGUAAAACCAGGGACAGCAGUUUUCCGUUGGUCAGUAGUAGUUAGCAAUAGCACAGUGCAAGGCAUGAGGCUGGAUAGGAUGCUAUAAAAUUGUUUAUUUACAUUCACUUAAAAUUAAUGGAUCCAUGAUGUACAAUUACAUUGUUCUUCCCCAUGUGAAAAUAAUUUAACCCAAGCCCUCAUCUUUUUAAAUCCUUUAGUGAUUAACUAAAGAUGAUCAUUUCUUGAGAGCAUUAUAUUGUUUUAUUCACAAAGUUUUAAUGCCUUAUUCACGAACAAACAGGUCUCUAGGGAGUUCACAAAACAAAUUGUAACAUGUGACUUAAAACAAGAUCAAGCUCUCAAUAUUUAAUAAUCUGUUCUGUUUGUAGUUCCAAUAUUUAUAAAACCACAUACAAUGUGCAAUGAGUGAUUAAUUUGUUCUAAAGCUUAACUAUUAUGAAAGCUAUAUAGGGAUUGUCUCCUUAAUACAUUUUACUUGUGUGACACAGCAGUGCUAUUUUUAUACAAUUUCUCUCAUCAGCUGUACCAUACAGUUAUAUCAGGCACUUGCAUCAACUGCCCAUUCAACCCUUUAACUCUCAAGAUCUCAACUAAUUCUCUUCACUGUCUGCCAUACAGUUCAUGUGAUGUUAAUUUUGAGAAUUUGGUAUUUGAUCAACUUAUAAUCCCCAAUUAAAUAUAUUUUUUUAUUAUCAUCACUUAUCUGCCUGAUAUUGUAUUGAUAUUAUAAGGGGAAAUUCUAUUUUUGCCACUCAAAGGACUCAAAGGGUUAAACUCUUAAAUGGAGAGGAUUUUGAGUGUCUUGCCAAGCCAGAAUGUACAAAAUACAAUUAAGCUAGCCUAGUAUAAAUGUAAGUUUUUUUAGCUUGGCAUGAAUCUCAGUUGUUUUAAUGUAGAUUCCUUCAGUUUUAACCUGUAAUGAGAUGCAAUCUAUU
Pocillopora damicornis (cauliflower coral) is the source of this 2785-nucleotide messenger RNA. RefSeq lists its product as uncharacterized. Gene Ontology annotation, cellular component: nucleus. NCBI's taxonomy places the organism in Eukaryota, Metazoa, Cnidaria, Anthozoa, Scleractinia, Pocilloporidae. Gene Ontology annotation, biological process: negative regulation of cell cycle; negative regulation of DNA replication. The record is from RefSeq and is a predicted model, not a curated record.